CUUCUUUUAACGCCUGUUCGCUAACCAACAUCGCCAGCCAAGCUUUCACAACAAGCAGCGAACAGCCAAGCAAGAAUGGAGACAGCAGCGUACCGCGAACAAGCAAAUGACGAGCGAGAACUACCGAGUGGUCAAGAACCCACACUGGCGCGAUUAUACGAGCUGGCAAAACAGCAUUACCGAACAAUAAAAGACAACGAAGCGCAUUUGUUCGAAGAACUCCGGGAGUUACUUGACGAGCAAGGCGCUGAAUUGCAUCGACUGUCCCAACUGGUUGACAGUGGCACCUCAUUGGCGUCGAUUGCAAGCGCAAUUCAAGCCGCGCAGUCGCGAAACACAGUGCUUAAAAGAAAAUAUGACAUGACUGAUCCCACAACCGACGAAGGAUCAGAAGUGGAACCAGAUAUGCCGGCGAGGAAACCCGAGAAAGUGUUUGUCCGGCAAUUCUGGAAGCGAAAGGUGGACGCCGGCUUAUAUGAAGAGUUCCAAGAGACCGCUGGACGUUCAAAACCGGGAGUUCGACCAACUGUCAUAACCGGUUGA
Messenger RNA from Radiomyces spectabilis, 543 nucleotides. RefSeq lists its product as uncharacterized. The transcript has a single exon. The record is from RefSeq and is a predicted model, not a curated record. NCBI's taxonomy places the organism in Eukaryota, Fungi, Mucoromycota, Mucoromycetes, Mucorales, Radiomycetaceae. The coding region runs from base 76 to 543 and encodes 155 amino acids.